AAGAAGUGACAGGUAGGGAAAAGGACUUCCUUUGUCGCGGAACAAAGGGCUGGUGGCGGGAACCUCUUUGAUCUGAAAUUAGCGCUACUCAGUGCGGAAAUUCGUCCAUUUCAGCUCUAAUCAAUCUUGAUUGUUUUGUGAUGAAAGUAUGUACAUGAGAUGAACGUGUUUUGUGCGCGCUUUAAAUGAAUGAGAUUGCUGUGCAGAAAUUGUUAUUGACAGGAUAUCAGUGACUGGGAACUGCUGACAACGAUUGUUGUUCUCUAAAUUUGCAAGUCUUGGCUGUCAUCUGUUUUCAAAUUUGAAGGUUGUAUAGGUGAGUGAUCAUUCCCAAGCCAGCUAAGAUAGCAAUUUGCAUCACGAUUAUGAGAGCAUAAAACAGGUAGCAAUGUCAGCAGUUUCAGUGUUGUGGACAGUUUUGUCCCUAGUUCUACUGUUCACUUGUACUUUGGCAUUAUUUUCCCCAUUUUGGCAUGAACACCUUCCUGAUCCUUUGUCAACAAACAACAGUGAGUCCUUUAUAGCAUUUGGUCUUCUACGCUUCUGCUUCCAGGAGCAAUUUGUGACUUUACAAGAGAUAGAUGCUUGGAGAUCGUCCAAAUAUUGUUCAUUUUAUGAGGAUAUUUUCUCUGGAAUCCCUUCUAUUUACUGGAAGGGUGCCAUUAGUACUUAUGCAUUUGCACUGGUUCUGUUAUUGGGUGCACUAUUCCUUGCACAUGUAGCAUGCUGCCAGAAAUAUGUUUGUGGAAAAUCUGUCUUUGCCAUUGCUGGAGUUAUGCAGAGCAUUGCAGUGGCUCUUUUGGUAGUCAGUCUUCUGGUGUACCCUUUUGGUUUAAAAUCCACCUAUGUUCAGAAGCACUGUGGGACUUCGAGUGAGUUUUUUACAUCCGGGACUUGUGACAUUGCCUGGGGUUAUGUGUUAGCUAUUAUAAGCACAGCACUGCUUUUUUUCUGUCCAAUGAUUGCAUACCAUCUGUCAGUUGUAAGACCAAAGUCAAAGGCAACAGUGGUGUAAGCAGUUUCACAGUGGUCUUCUAUCAAGUUGAUGAAGAACUUUCAUGGAAAAAAAGACAAGACAUAUGAGUUGCAAGACCAGAAAUAUAUUACUAAAACUUAUAAUAGUUUUUUUUUUCCAACUUUUAUUGUCUGAAAGUCAGAGUAGUUAGCUCAGAUCAGAAAUUUAAUAUUAAACUCAUCUAUAAAAUUAUACUAUAAAGUAAGCUUUGAAAUAAUUGGAACAUAGUUAAUAAUGUGCAUACAUGGCUGACUCCAUGAGUGGGUAAGGCAAAGGAAUUCUGUGUUCUCAUUGGCUACCAGAGACACUCAGCAUUAUGCGCUCUGAUCCUGAAAAUACAGAAACAGUUUGUGCUGUCAUGCCUUGGUUAGACCCUAAAUUAUUUACAUCUUUCCAUUCCUGUGGCAGAGUUUUCUGUGUUUUGUUUUUGUUCUACAAGGCAUCUUUUGAUGGUACUGUAAUUUCUUUACUAUGAAACUCUUCGCCAGGUAAAGAAAGUUUGCAUCUUGCAGGGGUUUCAUUAAUGUUUUCUGCAGGAGGGCAACUGGUUUUCACAGGCAGGCAAAACUCUUUGAACUGAAC
Molecule: messenger RNA, 1597 nt
Organism: Stylophora pistillata
Lineage: Eukaryota; Metazoa; Cnidaria; Anthozoa; Scleractinia; Pocilloporidae
Product: LHFPL tetraspan subfamily member 2a protein
Cellular component (GO): membrane
Source: RefSeq, a predicted model, not a curated record